AUGCGGGGCGCGCCCCCGCCCCUGUACCCGUGGCAGGCCGAAGCGAUAAACCUCGUCGCCGCGUCGCGUCGCUCGCUGUGCUACACGGCGCCCACGGGCGGCGGUAAAAGUCGCGUCGCCGAUGAGUUGUUACGACUGUCCCUGACAAACUUUCCCGCGGCGAAAGCGCUCGUCGUGCUGCCGUACGUCGCGCUCGUGCGGGAAAAAGUGGCGUCGUUGGAGUCGUUGUUACGCCCGCUCGGGAUCAAGGUGAGGGGCUACGCCGGGGUGGAGUGCGAGGGGGCGCCGUUGGGGAGCUCGAGAGAGCGCUGCGCGGUGACGACGAUUGAAAAGGCGUCGUCGUGCGUCAAUAGACUGUUCGAAACGGGCGAGAUAUCGCUGCUCAGCGUCGUGGUGGUGGAUGAGCUGCACAUGGUCAGCGAAGACGAACGUGGGUGCGCGCUGGAGGGGAUGUUGGCGAAGAUACGACACGGAGUGAAGUCGGGAAAGGUGUCGAGCGACGGCCCGCAAAUCGUGUGCAUGAGCGCGACGGUGGGAAAGUCAUCGAUGGAACGCUUAGCGAGGUGGUUAGACGCGGAGAUUUACGUCAGUCAUCAUCGGCCGGUGGAGUUGAAAGAGUACGUGGUGUGCGUGGGUGGGGUGUAUGCGAAGGAGAAUCGAGGUGAGGCGGGCUGGGAGCUGACGCGCGUGGCCGAUUCGCCGUCGCGAGUGGAGUUGGAGAUCGUCGCCGAACUGGUUGGUCAAGUGUUCGUCAACGCGCACAGCUCGUUGGUAUUUUGCUCGAGCAAGAGUCAGUGUUCAGUUUAUGCGACGAAAUUGGCGAGCUUGCUUCCGGUGAAUCCGAACACGGCGCACCUGCGAGAAGAGUGCGUGGCGAGACUCUACGAAGCUGCGGAGGGCGAGCCCGACCAAGCGCUAGUAGCGUGUGUUCGCUCCGGUCUCGCGUGGCAUCACGCCGGAUUAACGACGGCAGAGAAGAGAGUAAUCGAAGAGGGCUUUCGAGCUGGUGCGAUUUUAGCGCUCACAUGCACGACGACUCUUGCUGCGGGCGUCAACUUGCCCGCUCGCCGUUGCGUCAUCCUUCGCGGCUUCAUCGCCGGUUUACCGACGCCUUCGAUGGCUCAGUACAAACAAAUGGCUGGUCGAGCUGGAAGAAAAGGGCAAAGCGAUUUCGGUGAAUCUUUCCUAGUCACGACGAAACAAGAG
Molecule: messenger RNA, 1206 nt
Organism: Ostreococcus lucimarinus CCE9901
Lineage: Eukaryota; Viridiplantae; Chlorophyta; Mamiellophyceae; Mamiellales; Bathycoccaceae
Exons: 1
Molecular function (GO): nucleic acid binding; ATP binding
Source: RefSeq, a predicted model, not a curated record